Insectozyma verbasci is the source of this 1777-nucleotide messenger RNA. The record is from the annotation of a GenBank genome assembly. Lineage: Eukaryota; Fungi; Ascomycota; Pichiomycetes; Serinales; Debaryomycetaceae.
AUGUCUGACAAUAACAAAGGUGAAAAAUUAGUUGCUACAACUUCAAUAACUAGUGAAGUUGAAGAUAAAUUAUCAUCAGUUGGUAAUACCAAUACUAACUCUAAUGAUAAUUAUAUUAGUAAAUUUUUAGAUUUAUCAAAUGAAGCUAAAGCUGAAGAUAAAAGAGAUAAACAUAUGACUUUAUUAGAAGGUAUUAGAACAUUUCCUAAAGCUAUUGGUUGGUCAGUUGUUUUAAGUACAGCUUUAGUUAUGGAAGGUUAUGAUUUAAAUUUAAUUACUAGUUUCUUUGCGUUUCCUGGUUUUACACAAAAAUUUGGUCAAUAUUAUCCUGAAUUAGAUGAAUAUCAAAUACCUGCUAAAUGGCAAACUGGUAUUUCAAUGUCUUAUCAAUGUUCUCAAAUUAUUGGACUUUAUCUUGCUGGUAUUUUUGCUGAUAAAAUAGGUUAUCGUAAAGUUUUAAUGACCACAUUGAGUGCCAUUAAUGGUUUGAUUUUUAUACAAUUUUUUGCACCUAAUAUUGAAGUUUUACUUGUUGCUUAUGUUCUUUUGGGUUUAGUUUGGGGGUCUUAUCAAACAUUAGCAGUAACCUAUGCAGCUGAAGUUGCUCCAGUACCUUUAAGAUUAUACUUGACUACUUACAUUAAUGUUUGUUGGGUUUUUGGUCAAUUGAUUUCAAGUGGUGUUAUCAAAGGGAUUUCAACAAUGUCAAAUCCAGAUUCUUAUAAAAUUGCUUUUGGUCUUCAAUGGAUGUGGCCUAUUCCUUUAUUAAUUGGUGUCUUUUUAGCUCCCGAAAGUCCAUGGUUUUUAGUUAAAAAAGGUAGAUUAAAAGAAGCUGAAAGAUCAGUUACAAGAUUAUUAUCAAUGCCUGAAAAACAACUUGUUGCAGAAAAUAUUGUCACAAAAAUACAAUUAACUGUUAAAGAAGAGAGUGCCAUUGAUUCUACAGGUUCAAUAGUAGAUUGCUUCAAAGGUUCAAAUUUAAGACGUACACAUAUAGCAUGUGUUACAUGGCUUAUUCAAAGUAUUACAGGUGCCACAAUGAGUAUGUAAAUUAUUAAAUUGGUUAACUACAUUACUAACUUUUCUAGUGGGUUAUAGUACAUAUUUUUACCAACAAGCUGGUUUAGCACAAUCAAUGUCAUUCACAUUUUCAAUUAUCCAAUAUGCUUUAGGUAUUGUUGGUACAUUAGGAUCAUGGUUCAUUUCUAGAAAAUUUGGUCGUUUUACAAUCUAUAUUUAUGGUUUAUGUAUGAUGUUUGUUUGUUUAAUGAUUACUGGUGGUAUGGGGGUCUCAACUUCAACAUCUGCUAAAUGGGGAGCUGGAAGUAUGCUAUUAGUUUAUACAUUUUUUUAUGAUUUAACAAUUGGUCCGUUAUGUUAUUGUAUUGUUGCGGAAAUGCCAUCAGCUAGAUUAAGAGCAAGAACUGUUAUGUUGGCAAGAAACUGUUACAACAUUGGAAAUAUAGUUGUUGGUAUAGUUACACCUUAUAUGCUUAAUCCUACAGCUUGGAAUUUAGGUGCAAAAAGUUCAUUUGUUUGGGCAGUUAUUUGUUUCAUUUCAAUCAUUUGGUGUUAUUGCUUUUUACCUGAAACGAAAGGGAAAACGUUUGCAGAAUUGGAUGUCUUAUUUAGAGAUAAAGUUGGUGCUAGAAAAUUCAAAUCAACUGAAGUUGAAGUAUUUUCAGCUGGUGAAAUGAUGGAAAAGAUGGAUGGUGAUCAAAUUAAAGAUAUGUUGAAAGAAAGAGAACAUGUUGAACAUGUUGAUAUUGAAAAAUGA